CGUAUUUUGAUCUCGCGUUGUUACUCUGUAAGUAUUUAUAAAUAACCUAAACAAAGAUCUCGUGUUUUUGUUUUAGAUCUUUUUCCAAUUUUGCAUUAAACAACAUGAUUAGUGUUCGAGGCGGCUUGCUCAUUUUGAGCAUUCCCCUUAAGCUUCUUUAUGUGCUUGUCAAAUAUCCGUUCGUUGGUGGAAUCACAGAAAAGUUUAGAAGCAGCUUAAUCAACUCGUUGAAGCUUCAAUUGUACCGGGCAGCAUUGGCGGUGCCAGUGAGGGACAGUGCCUUACUCUCAAUCCUUUCCAACUACUUCCUUAUUAACAAACUCAUGAAGUCGCUCCAUCCCCACUUGUCAGACUUGCCCAACUACGGAAUCAGGUUUGACCAGCAGAGUUUCUGGUUGGUCAAGGCACCUUACAGGUCACGAAGUGACCCCAUUUUGAUUUACUUGCAUGGAGGAGGAUACUAUUUCGAAACCAUGCCGUCGCAGCUCGAAUCAGUAUUGGCAAUCUAUCACUUGCUCAGUCCCGAGAAGCGCCGCAAACUCUCAGUGUUGCAUCUCGACUAUAAGCUCGCAGCUCAAGGAUAUCCUGUUGCAACACAAAUGUACCAAUUAGCCGAAACUUAUGCAAGGCUAGUUGCUGUGGGCAACACCAAUUUUGUGCUCAUGGGAGAUUCCGCGGGGGGUCAUUUGGCAAUCACGUUCUUGCAAUUCAUACGACACUCGUAUGCCACAUCCAUGCCGUCCCCAACCACGCUAAUUUACCCCAAGAGUGUGAUUUUGGUUAGUCCCUGGUGUAAAGUCAUGCCUGGAGACCACCAAUUUUCGCCGGGUUGGUCUUACUACGACAAUUAUCGUCGUGACGUUAUUCAAUACCAUAUUUUCCACGAGACCCAUCGUCAUUGGGAUCUUUUGGGAGAUACCGACCAUCAAGCUCUCAUCAUAUCUCCAGGAAACCACCCGUAUUCUUAUUCAGACUGGGACUCGAUUCCUACUUUAAACAACGAGAACUACCAUGUGUUUGUCGUGGCAGGGGAACACGAAUCAUUUAGGGACGAUGUCUUGGAAUGGUGCAAGUACGCAUUGAAAUGCCCGUUGUAUGACAUGCACCAGAAUAUCGAUUCCGGAGGCGUUCUCGAUCCCAAGAAACACGAGUAUAUAAGACAAGAUGAGCCCGGCAAGUCCACGGUGCAGGUGUACGUCGAGCCAUGGGGGGUUCAUGAUGCCAUAUUCUACUUCGAGAAUGUGAUUGUGAGCAAGUUCAAAAAGAACCAUGCCCUUCUCCGUCUAGAUCAAGUCGACCCUACUGAAUUCUUUGGCAUUUACCGUGUGGUCAAGUUCUUGAACGAGACCCUAGAAAUAGAAGAUUAUGUAUAG
Molecule: messenger RNA, 1373 nt
Organism: Spathaspora passalidarum NRRL Y-27907
Lineage: Eukaryota; Fungi; Ascomycota; Pichiomycetes; Serinales; Debaryomycetaceae
Exons: 1
Coding region: 105-1373 (422 amino acids)
Source: RefSeq, a predicted model, not a curated record